CGGUUGCCAAUCCUGGAGAUUUUGGUAAGAAAAGUGAUCGGCGAUUUCUAUAUUUCUUCUUUCCAUUUGGAUUUAGUGCCGCCUUCAUAUUCGUCGCCGUCCUUUGCUCCUUUUGCUUCCCCUCUCCCCCGCCAUUGAUGAUUCCUUCAACUGCCUUUGUUUCCCAUUGAAAUCGAGCUGUUUUUGUGUUGAAAUUAUCUUAUUCGGCUAUUUCAUUUGAUUAACAUCUUUGAAUUUGAAGUGUGAUUGAUUGGAUUGCGAGUAUUUGUGUUGGGAAGAGGAUCAAGGAGUAAAAUCAGUAAUCAAAGCCUCCUGAGUCCUGACCAUUCGACUGCAAAUGUCUAUGUUGAGUAGAAGAUCAAGAAGUAAUCAGUGCAACUAGAGCCCUCCGCUUCCGGCGAUUGAUUUCGUUCGCUGGCUUUGUUUCCGAUUGAAGUCGAGUUGUUUUUCUGGACUAAAUUCGUCUGCUCUGCCUUAUCUAUUUAGUUAGCAUCCUUGAAUUUUGCGUUUGAUUGGAUUGCAAGUAUCUGAAAUUCGGCGUGGACAAGGGCAGGAGAGUAGGGGGAAAAUGGAGAAGUUUCGAUGAGUAUAAGUUGCGAUUCGCUGGAAAAUGGAGCGGAAUUACCCGUUUGAGAAUGGAGUGAUGAUGACGAGAGACCCGAAGCCAAGGCUGAGAUGGACUGCUGAUCUUCACGAUCGUUUUGUGGACGCGGUUACCAAGCUCGGUGGCCCUGAAAAAGCAACUCCCAAGUCUGUGUUAAGAUUGAUGGGUUUAAAGGGCUUGACUCUGUACCACUUGAAGAGCCAUUUGCAGAAGUAUAGACUUGGACUACAAACAAGGAAGCAAAAUGUGGCUGAGCAAAGGAAUGAAAAUAGUGGGACUGAUCUAAGGAAUUUUACAGGAGUUAGGGAAGAUGACAGAGGGAUGCAAAUUGCUGAGGCACUAAAAUCUCAGGUUGAAGUGCAGAAAACAAUACUAGAACAACUCGAGGUACAGAACAAAUUACAAAUGAGAAUAGAGGCUCAAGGAAAAUACUUGCAAGAUAUCUUAGAAAAAGCACAAAAAAGUCUCGCAGUUGCCAUUAACAGUAACCUUGAUAAUCUUGAAAGCACAGGAAUGCAGGUAAUAAACUUUGACACGGCUCUGUCAGAUCAAAUGGAAAGUUUUAAGAAACAGGAAAUGAGAGAAAGCACAGCAAACAUAAGCGAUACUUGUAAGAAGACCAAUGAUUCAUCCAUUCAGAUUUGCAAAGUGGAGGCUGAAGAAGAAGAUAGAAAUGAGUUUAAUGUUGAAAGGAAUUUGAUAAUCUUUGACUUGAAUUCCAAAGGUGGCUAUGACUAUGGUGGAAAUGGAGCUGAAAUACUCGAGGCCAAAGUGCUUCCUUGUUCAAGGUAAUCAUCCAUGCGAGUGUAGUUCACUUCUGGAUAAAGCUGUGAAGCUUCUUCUCCUCCUUCCCCAAUUUCAAAGUUUGUCAAGCAACCUUCGAAGAAAAUGUGGUAAAAAUGUCCUAAUCCA
Momordica charantia (bitter melon) is the source of this 1516-nucleotide messenger RNA. RefSeq names its product Homeodomain-like superfamily protein. NCBI's taxonomy places the organism in Eukaryota, Viridiplantae, Streptophyta, Magnoliopsida, Cucurbitales, Cucurbitaceae. The record is from RefSeq and is a predicted model, not a curated record. Gene Ontology annotation, molecular function: DNA-binding transcription factor activity; DNA binding.